Molecule: messenger RNA, 2949 nt
Organism: Parasteatoda tepidariorum (common house spider)
Lineage: Eukaryota; Metazoa; Arthropoda; Arachnida; Araneae; Theridiidae
Product: protein singed
Biological process (GO): cell migration; actin filament bundle assembly; establishment or maintenance of cell polarity
Cellular component (GO): actin cytoskeleton; cytoplasm
Molecular function (GO): actin filament binding; protein-macromolecule adaptor activity
Source: RefSeq, a predicted model, not a curated record
CUAAUUCAUUCCAGUGGACUUGUAACUCAUAUUCCGGAAUCGUAAGAUGAUACUUUCGAAUAGAUUGGGUUAAUAUUUAACCUAUAUAUAUAACCUAGGUUUAUUGUGAGAAAAUUGUUUGAGAAAAUCAUUUGUGUGUGCUCACUCGAAUAUUUCAUCUUAUUUUGGGUUAAUUUUGUGGUUGUUAGCAUUUGUUGGUUUAAGUAAAGAUACUACAAUGUCCAUAUCAAAUGGUACCACGGGGGAUAGCAAUGGUCUGAAAUGGACUGUCGGUCUACUGAACAGCCGGUACAAGUACCUCACAGCUGAAACGUUCGGCUGUAAAGUGAACGCAAAUGGGGUUGCUUUAAAAAAGAAACAGCUCUGGAGUCUCGAACCCUACACUGGCGAAUCAGAAGACGAGGCUGUGUGCCUGAAAAGCCAUUUGAAAAAGUACCUAGCUGUAGAUCAGUUCGGUAACGUAACGUGUGAUUCCGAAGAACUGACGCAAUAUGCCAAGUUCAGGGUGGUGGUCAAUGAGGAUGGACGAUGGGCACUGAUCAACAUAACGAGGGGAUAUUUUCUGGGUGCCAGCGACGAUAAACUUAUUUGUUCUGCAAAAGCUCCUGGAGAAAAUGAACUGUGGACUGUCCAUUUAGCGGCUAGACCUCAGGUGAAUCUCCGUUCUAUCGGACGUCGUCGAUAUGCCAGACUCUCGACCGAACAGGACGAAAUCCAGGUUGAUGCCAACACGCCAUGGGGUGAAGAUGCCCUAUUCACCCUGGAAUUCCGAGAGGGAAGGUAUGCCAUACAUGCCUGCAACGGACAUUAUCUAAAAGCUGACGGGAAACUUACCGAGCAGUGUGAAUGUCUGUUUGGAUUAGAGUUCCACGGUGGUUAUUUGGCACUCAGAGAUCCUCAGGGUCGUUACGUCAGCCCGAUCGGAAGUAAAGCUGUGCUGAGGACCCGAUCGUCGACGGUUACCAAAGAUGAGUUGUUUUCGCUAGAAGAUUCCGUUCCACAAGCUGCCUUUGCUGGUUUCAAUGGCAAACAUGUGUCGGUAAAACAAGGAGUGGACGUGACAGCCAAUCAAGAUGAAAUCUCAGACCACGAAACAUUCCAACUGGAGUACAAUGAAAAGACAAAAACUUGGCAUAUUCGAACAAUGCAAGACAAAUAUUGGUCUCUGGAUAGCAGUGGUGGUAUACAAGCCAAUGCCUCUAAAGGGCCAUCUAGUGCACAUUUUACAUUGGAGUGGUUGCCAGAGGGAAAUUUUGCCUUUAAAGCAAACAAUGGAAAAUAUGUAGCUGCUAAGAAAAGUGGCCACUUGUAUGCCAACAGUGACAAAGUGGAAGAUAUGGAAAAGUUUUAUUUCUAUUUGAUUAAUCGCCAAACUCUAGUUCUGAAGUGUGAACAAGGCUUUGUGGGAUAUAAAAGUGCUGCCUCUCCCAAAUUAGAAUGUAAUAAAGCUACAUACGAAAGUAUAUUUAUAGAAAGAGGUGAAAAAGGAAUAUGUUAUUUCAAAGGAAACAAUGGCAAAUACUGGCACGCAAACAGCGACAACACCAUAUCAGUUGACUCUGAACAUACCCAAGGAUUCUACAUCGAAUUGAGGGAACCGUCUAAGCUGUGCAUCAAGACGGAAGAUGGAGACUACUUAGUUGCCGAAAAGAACGGUUUAUUUAAAGUGGGUGGCCCUGACCCCAGUUCUGCAACUACAUGGGAAUAUUAGUUUUUCUCCCAGAGAGAGAGAGGACAAAAUAAUGUCUUGCUCAUUCAGUGUCUGUGUGUGUGUGUAGUGGCAAUUUUCUUCCUUUCCCAAAGAUGCAUACACCAACAUUUUGUAUCCAAAUGCCAAUCAAAUACUUAUGCAAUUUUAUUUCAAUUGCAAAGCAUGGUGGUGUUUUAUCAAAUUUAGUUCCUUGCACCGUGCGUCUAACCCAAGUAGCACAGAACAUUGUAUAGAAUAUUGCUUAUGGUGUUGAAUUUGAACAGAAGUGCCAACUAUUAAGAUUCAUCCAUAGUUACGAUUUCGUUGUCGAGAUUACGGCCUCGAGUUCGAGUAAUAAAAAUUACGGUUUUUGAGAAUUUUUUGUUGUUUACUGCGAAUAUUUGAAAUGUAACUUAGUUUUUUUAUUUAAUAUUAAAUGCAUGCAUAAUAUUUGUAAUUAUUAAUUUGUUUAUUUUUAUUGUUAUUAAUUUGUACUGUUAAUUUGAGUAAUUUGUUUAUUAAUUGUAAUUAUAAUUAUAUUUGUAGUUAAAUUCAUUGCACAAUAUAACCUACCAAGAAUUGAGUAGCAAAAAAAAAAAUUGGAAUUAUGCAUGCAUUUAAUUUGUGUUGUAGCACCUUGAAAUAGCGCUAAUUUGAAGUUUGUUAAUGUUGUAUGCAUUAUUGUACUUCUGAUUAUGGCAAUAAUAGGUAAUUUGGAAAGUUGGCACCUCUAAAUUUUAACUGUCGUGGUUCAAUAAUGAAUGGAUUUUGUGCUACUAGGGGAAGUUAUUCGCUUGACAGUGAAGUGUCAAAAUGCCUAAUUUAGUAUUCCUUUAUUUAUUUUUUUAUAUUGCUUUUUUUAUUGAUAACAAUAACUUUUUCUAAUUAUAUAUAUACAUAUAUAAAGUAACAAUAGGAUUUUUCUCAUUCCAUUUUAAAUACAAUUCAAUUUUGAAUAUUCUGUUUUAUACAUAAUAUCUGAUCUCGCUGUUUGUAUUUCCAAUUUUUAUAUGUUUUUUACAAUAUGAUUUUUUUUUAAGAAGUGUUUCAGUGUUUGUUAUUUUCUACCUAUCCAGCUACAAGUUUGUCAAUUUGUACAUGAUUUGUAAUGAAGUGAGAUUUUAUACCAUUUUAAAAAUAAUAAUCUAGUAGGUAUGUGACAGAAGACUAGUUGUAACAUUCAAAUCUCCUGUCACAUUUGGAAUAUAAUUUCUGUCUUACAAUUAUGUAAAAAACAAUAAAAUCAAUUUUAAUAGGCU